AUGUAUGGAGGCCCAUUCUUAGCCAAUACCAAGACCAACCCCAAGGAGCAUUGCAAAGCCAUAACAACAAGAAGUGGGAAGGUAGUUGGUAGUGAUAUUGGGGUGAGUGGUGACAAUGAGGGUGCUGAUAAUAAAGAAGAAAAUAGUGAACUGAAGGAGGUUGAGGAAGAGAUUGAGAAGAACGAGGAAGAAAACAAUAAAAGUGAGAGUAAAGAAAAAGAAAGACAAUUUUUGAGAUUUCUGGAUAUCAUCAAGAAGCUCCAGAUAAGUAUUCCCUUCACUGAAGCCAUGGAGAAAAUGCCUACUUAUGCUCGAUUCAUGAAGGAAUUAUUAACUAAGAAGAGGAGAAUUCUUGAAGAAGAGACUAUGGAGCUUGAGGCAGGAUGCAGUGCUAUUAUACAGAAGUCUUUACCUAAAAAAUCCAGAGAUCCAGGAAGUUUCACUCUCCUAGUGUCAAUUGGUAAUCUAUCAGUGGGUAAGGCACUUUUAGAACUUGGAGCCAAUAUUAACUUGAUGCCUUUAUCUAUGCUGAAGAAGAUAGGAGAAGUGGAAGUAAGACCUACAAGAAUGACCUUACAGUUGGCAGAUAGAUCUAUUAAGCUUCCACAUGGCAUAGUGGAAGAUAUGAUAGUAAAGGUUGACAAGUUCAUGUUCCCAGUUGAUUUUGUAGUAAUGGACAUGGAAGAAGAUGUGGAAGUUCCAUUGAUUCUGGGCAGACCCUUCAUGAAGACAGCUCGAGUUAUCAUAGACAUGGAUGAUGGAAAUAUGAAGGUGAGAGUUCAAGAUGAAGAGGUGAAUUUCAAUGUUUUUGAAGCAAUGAAGUUUCCCAAGGGCAAUAAAGAUUGUUUCAGAAUUGAUGUAUUAGAUGAUGUGUAUCUAGAAACUCAAAGCAAUUUCAAGAAUUCAUCACCAUUGGAGAAAGCUUUGUCUAUGUUUGAUGAAGAGUUGGAUAAAGUCAUAGAUAAGGAAGUCCAGGAUGUGGUUGAUGCAUUGAACAAAGGUGAAAGCUCAUCAACCAAUGUUUAG
Messenger RNA from Cajanus cajan (pigeon pea), 1026 nucleotides. The record is from RefSeq and is a predicted model, not a curated record. NCBI's taxonomy places the organism in Eukaryota, Viridiplantae, Streptophyta, Magnoliopsida, Fabales, Fabaceae.